Molecule: messenger RNA, 2385 nt
Organism: Linum tenue
Lineage: Eukaryota; Viridiplantae; Streptophyta; Magnoliopsida; Malpighiales; Linaceae
Source: the annotation of a GenBank genome assembly
CGGUUUCACACCAACUUUAAGAGGAGUUUCUCUUGUCUGUAUCUGUGUAUUUGCUUGUCCAUGUGUCUGGGGGCGAAGAAUAAUAAAUGGUCCAGCUCCGUAUGUUUUGAGGGUUUUUGAGUUCUUCUGUAAGCUGGGUUGGGCUUGCAACUUUUGCAAGCUGUUGCAAAGUCUAGGACAAAAGCUUCCAUCUGUUGUUAGAAACAGGACACUUAAAUUUUGAGGUUUUCCCCUCUUGUUUUCCGGGCUAAUUUGGCCUAUCGAUCGGGGCAACUGUGGCGGAUUGCUUUUGACUAGAGGAUAAAAAUGGGACCGUGGUUUUCCCAAUAUUGGAGGUCUUAAUAAAGGAGGGUUGUGGUUUUUAUGAGUGGAGAUCUUUGGAGGCUCUGGAUUGGUUGACCAUUCGCAGCUGUUUGGGAAGCUCCAUGUGAGAUCUGCUCUGGCAAACAGAAAAGACCCCCUUUUACUUGCAGCUAGAGAUGCCUUGUUGUUCAUUCUGAGGAAAAUGGGAGCUUGUUGUUCAACCAGCACUAGGAGUACUUGUAGCAGCAGGAACAAUGGAGAAAAAGGCCCAUCACCUCGCCUGGGGAUCAGGUUUUGUGGGCAGAAGAGAACCAAGAAGACAGUUUCUGAUCAUACAAUGACACUGCAGCAUUUGGCCUCCAUACCUAACAGGAUCUUUGCCAAUGGAAAGAGCAGAAGUUCAUGUAUCUUCACACAGCAAGGCCGCAAGGGCAUAAAUCAGGAUGCCAUGAUUGUGUGGGAGGAUUUCUUGCCAGAAGAUGUGACUUUUUGUGGAGUUUUUGAUGGCCAUGGACCACACGGCCAUCUUGUUGCCAGGAAAGUGAGGGAUACCUUGCCUGGAAAAUUGAUGUCUUUCUUGGACACUAAUCAGCCCAAGCAAGAUGGGUCUGGUCAAAUAUGCUGUAAUGGAAAUUCUAAGAGGUUAGAAGAUGGAGGAGACCUGGAUAAAGAUGGAUCAACCGAGGAAAAAUUGGAUUCUUUGUGGAGAGAAGCAUUUAUGAAGUCUUAUAAAGCCAUGGAUAAAGAGCUCAAAUCCCAUCCCAACUUGGACUGUUUUUGUAGUGGGAGUACUGCAGUAACCAUAGUGAAACAGGGCUCUAAUCUGUUUAUGGGGUAUAUUGGGGAUUCUCGUGCGAUCAUGGGUUCCAAAGACAGCAACGACUCCAUGGUGGCUAUCCAGUUAACUGUUGACCUAAAGCCUGAUUUGCCAAGCUUUUCUCUGACUUGUUCAUGCGAACAAAACCAAGAAUUUGAUUUCAAAUCUAUGAAAACAGGAGAGGCUGAGCGGAUUAAGCGGUGUAAAGGUAGGGUCUUUGCUUUACAAGAUGAGCCUGAAGUUUCAAGAGUUUGGUUACCAUUUGAUGAUGCCCCUGGCCUAGCAAUGGCCCGUGCAUUCGGAGAUUUUUGUUUGAAGGAGUAUGGAGUAAUAUCCAUACCAGAAUUCUCUCACCGUCUGCUGACUGAGAGAGAUCAGUUCAUUGUUCUUGCUUCCGAUGGGGUGUGGGAUGUUUUGAGCAACGAAGAGGUGGUGGACAUUGUGUCCUCAGCUCCAGCUCGGUCGUCAGCUGCGAGAUUAGUGGUGGACUCAGCUGCUCGGGAAUGGAAGCUCAAAUACCCGACUUCCAAGAUGGACGACUGUGCAGUGGUGUGUUUGUUUCUCGAUGGGAAAAUGGAUUCGGAAUCGGACUGUGAGGAACAAGGGUUUUCAUCUGCAACCCUACAAAGCAAUCACUCUGGUAAUGCAGCUGAAUCAGAUGAUGGGGGGCAGCAGAAGUCCGAGCCAUGCCUUCAACGGAACUUCACAGUGAGGUCCUCGGAGGAAAACGAGGCGUACGGAAGACCAGCAGGGGGUGAUGGGACGACGAUAGGUGCCGCCGAGGAUGAAGGUUGGUCAGGGUUGGAAGGCGUGACGCGAGUGAACUCACUUGUCCAGCUCCCGAGAUUCUCAGACGAAAGACCAAGCACUUAGAAAUCAUUGUUUCACCCCCAGUGUUGACUUUCAAUUCGGAGGAGUGACUGUCUGAAGCUGACUCAUUGUUUGGGUUAGAUUCUUAUGUUAAGAUUCUAGUGGUGCUUUCUGGCAAUGCCAGAAGUUUGUGCAGGUCAACUUUGUUGCUACUGCUGCUGCAGCUACCUGUUUGUUUGUUUGUAGCUGUCACAAAGGGUUGCGUUGUAGUGGAAUGGGGGAUACUUUGUGUCAAUGGAUUGAACUUGAAGCAAUACAUUUUGUGUGUAUGAUAUUAUGAAUUUGUAUCUGAAAGUUGACUGGUGGAAUCGUGGAUGAAAUGUUCACCUCAAAAGUAGUUAAGAUGCUGCUUUCAGGGGUUUCGUUUUAUAAUCAACUGAAAUGAUCAUAUCACC